UUCAUCGAUCAUAGCAAAAAUGACUAGCAUUAUGAACCUUACUAGUUCCAUGGUCAUUCUCAGUAUCCUCAUUUCAACCUUAGUUUGUGAAGCUAGGCUUCUCCGAGUUACACCUGGAUUUGUUCAAACCAAGGACACAGAACUUGUGCUAAAUGGCUCUCCUUUCCUGUUUAAUGGCUUUAACUCUUACUGGAUGAUGAACGUAGCUGCUGAUCCAAACCAAAGAUAUAAAGUUUCCAAUGUAUUUCGAGAAGCUUCAGCUAUAGGUCUUACAGUGUGUCGUACAUGGGCAUUUAGUGAUGGUGGCAAUCAAUCUUUACAAAUAUCACCUGGUCUCUACAAUGAGGCUAUGUUUCAGGCAUUGGAUUUUGUGGUGGCAGAAGCAAAAAAGUAUAGAGUGCGUUUGAUUUUUAGCUUGGUCAACAAUUACAAUGAUUUUGGAGGAAGACCUCAGUACGUGCAGUGGGCCAAUAGUAGUGGGGUUCCCGUCGCCAACGAUGAUGACUUUUACACAAAUCCUGUUGUAAAAGGUUACUACAAAAACCAUGUCAAAAGGAUUCUAACAAGAAUCAACACAAUCACUAAAACAGCUUAUAGAGAUGAACCGACCAUCAUGGCUUGGGAACUAAUUAACGAACCACGCUGCCAAGUUGAUUACUCUGGCAAGACCAUCAAUGCAUGGGUUCAGGAGAUGGCUCCCUAUGUGAAAUCUAUUGACCCGAUGCACUUAUUGGAGGUUGGAAUGGAAGGAUUCUAUGGAGAUUCCAUCCCGGAUAGGCAACAAUACAACCCUGGUUUCCAAGUUGGUACAGACUUUGUUAGCAACCAUCUCAUUAAAGAAAUUGACUUUGCAACAAUCCAUGCUUACCCUGAUAAUUGGCUAACGGGACAAAACGAUACCAUGCAAAUGGCAUUCAUGCAAAGGUGGAUGACAAGUCAUUGGGAAGACUCAAGAACAAUCUUGAAGAAGCCAUUGGUGUUUACAGAAUUCGGGAAAUCGAAGAAAGAUCCAGGGUAUAGUAUCCACGCAAGAGAUUCAUUCAUGAAUGUUGUGUAUUCAAGCAUCUAUAGUUUUGCACAAAAUGGAGGAACAUUUGCUGGGGGCUUGGUUUGGCAACUUUUGGAUGAAGGAAUGGACCCAUAUGAUGAUGGAUAUGAGAUAGUUUUAUCUCAAAACCCUUCUACAAGUAGUGUUAUCAGUCAACAAUCUUCUAAAAUGGUUGCACUUGAGCAUAUUCAUUGAGCAUCCCUCGGGGAACUAAUAACCUCUUAGAAGAUUAGUGGCUCUUCCAUUGUUCGCGAUUUUUUUCCCUGGCAUUGGGGAGAUUUAAGAGAUCAGUUAGAAUAGCUUUAAUUAGUAAUUCGCUUCUAAUUAAAGUGAAAAAAAAAUACAAGUAUGAGAUUCUGUACGCAUUAGACAUUGUCUAUAAUAAUAA
Molecule: messenger RNA, 1436 nt
Organism: Glycine soja
Lineage: Eukaryota; Viridiplantae; Streptophyta; Magnoliopsida; Fabales; Fabaceae
Product: mannan endo-1,4-beta-mannosidase 5-like
Exons: 5
Coding region: 20-1243 (407 amino acids)
Molecular function (GO): hydrolase activity, hydrolyzing O-glycosyl compounds
Source: RefSeq, a predicted model, not a curated record